This is a messenger RNA of Schizosaccharomyces japonicus yFS275, 357 nucleotides long. RefSeq names its product CCAAT-binding factor complex subunit Php3. Gene Ontology annotation, molecular function: sequence-specific DNA binding; protein heterodimerization activity; DNA-binding transcription activator activity, RNA polymerase II-specific. Gene Ontology annotation, biological process: regulation of DNA-templated transcription; positive regulation of transcription by RNA polymerase II. The record is from RefSeq and is a predicted model, not a curated record. Gene Ontology annotation, cellular component: CCAAT-binding factor complex; nucleus. Bases 1 to 357 code for a protein of 118 amino acids. Lineage: Eukaryota; Fungi; Ascomycota; Schizosaccharomycetes; Schizosaccharomycetales; Schizosaccharomycetaceae. The transcript is spliced from 3 exons.
AUGUCCCCUGACGAAUUGGAGUACUCAAAUCUGUUACCAAUAGCAAAUGUUGCUCGCAUAAUGAAGUCAGCGCUCCCUGAGAACGCCAAAAUUUCAAAGGAAGCUAAAGACUGUGUUCAAGACUGCGUGAGUGAGUUUAUUUCGUUUAUCACUAGUGAAGCAUCGGAUCAAUGCACUCAAGAAAAACGCAAGACGAUUACUGGUGAGGAUGUGUUGUUGGCUAUGUCUACACUUGGCUUCGAAAACUACGCGGAGGUGCUUAAAAUCUUUCUCACGAAGUAUCGAGAACUGCAGCAGCAGUCUCGUCUUGCCGACUCCAAAGAGAGCCGCAAGAAGCCCCGGACAGAGGGACCCUAA